Molecule: messenger RNA, 2080 nt
Organism: Periophthalmus magnuspinnatus
Lineage: Eukaryota; Metazoa; Chordata; Actinopteri; Gobiiformes; Gobiidae
Gene: gde1
Product: glycerophosphodiester phosphodiesterase 1
Exons: 6
Coding region: 181-1185 (334 amino acids)
Biological process (GO): lipid metabolic process
Molecular function (GO): phosphoric diester hydrolase activity
Source: RefSeq, a predicted model, not a curated record
GUACACAGGCGAGACACGUCACUGUGGAGGACAAGGAACAUGAUUAGAUAUGUGUUGAUAUUUGAGCUUUGAGAGGUUGGGCUUUUGAAGAGAUGAUCAAAUGGGAAGCGAGCAUCACCGUGGGCUGAACUAGACUAGAUCCGACAGGCGGCAGCUGGUUGUUUGGCUGCGGUAACUAACAUGCUGCAGCUGGGGGAUGAAGUGACCUUUUACUCGGUCAUAUUCGUGGUGGUCCUUCUGGGGAGUCGGAGCGCGGUGUGGACCUCAGCCCUCACCGUGUCCGUCUACGUGUUUGUGGCUGUCUUUAGGUUCCCUCAGGUGCCUGCAGACAGGGCUAGGCAGGUUUUGCACCCUCCCAGGGGCGGUUAUGGGACGGGCAAACUGUCAGCCAUCGCUCAUCGGGGUGGAGGACACGACGCACCAGAGAACACCAUAGCAGCGAUAAGAGAGGCCAGUAAGAAUGGUGCGACAGGGGUGGAGUUGGACUUGGAGUUUUCGGCUGAUGGUGUCCCGAUCCUGAUGCAUGACGACACCGUGGACCGAACCACCAACGGGACAGGUCCACUCGCAAAGAACAGCUUCUCUGAUCUAAGGAAGCUGGAUGCUGCCGCUAAACAUAGACUCAGGAACAAGUUUUCUGGAGAGAAGAUCCCGACACUUGAGGAAGCUGUUGAAGAGUGCAUCAGACUUCAGCUCACCAUUUACUUUGAUGUUAAAGGUCACCCUUAUGAGGCUGCUGCUGCUCUAAAGGCAUUAUACAAGAAUUACCCAGUCCUCUACAACAACAGCAUCGUCUGCUCCUUUGAGCCCAAAGCUAUCUACAGGAUGAGGCAGAGUGAUCCUGGGGUAGUCACCGCUCUGACACACCGACCAUGGAGCCUGAGUCGCUAUGGAGACGGGGCACCACGGUUCUCGUCUCUAUGGAAACACUACUGGAUGACCCUGAUGGACGUGAUGUUGGACUGGGCGCACCAUCACGUGCUGUGGAGGUUUUGUGGUGUCUCCGCUUUCCUUAUUCAAAAGAACAUGGUAUCAGCGGACUAUGUACAGUACUGGGCCCACAGAGGGGUGGAGGUGGUGGCUUGGACAGUCAACACCAAAGUGGAGAAGGAGUAUUACCAAGAGUUUCUUAAGGUCAACUACAUCACAGACAGUCUGCUGGAGGACUGUGAACCGCACUUCUGAUCACUGAACAAUAUUAUAACUUCUUUAAAUGCAGAUUUUACAUUUGAUCAGGCAAAAGCUACGGACACUGUUUAAGUACAAUAUGUGUUUACUUACAGGGUGACAUUUAAGGUUAUUCUCAUUAUUUGUACAAAGACACUUAUCUGUAUGCAUAGAAAAUAAGCAUGCACCAAUGUAAUGUACUGUAACUUCCAACUCAGGACUGCAAUAUCUGUGCAACUGUGAAUUACUUCUUUUAAAGGUCCACUUAGAUUUUCUAGUCCUAAAGAUUCUGAAACAACUAUAGCAAUACUGCAUUUUAUAAAUGAACACUUCAUAUUGUAACUUAAGUAAAUAUACUUUUAAUUGUUUAGUUAUGUGUAUUAUGCAUCAUAUAAUAUAUAAUUAUGGUAAUUAUAGUAAAAUCUCAUACUCUUAAAUUAAAAAUAAUUUCAUUUAAUCAUAUUUAUAUCAUGAAUCCAACUACUGGCAGUGGAUUGUGGGCCCUUACACACGUCUCCUCUAAAACGAAUUACAAGUGACUCAGUUAACGCAAAGCCUGUUACGUGUGCAGUUUGCCAUUGUUGUUGACCUAUAUCGUACAGUUGAAUGGGGGUAAUCAGGAAGUGUAGUGGUGUUGGAUGUCACUGGGAUAAGCCUGUCUGAGCCGCUCCUGCAGACGCGCGCGCAGGUGUGUGCGUAAAGUGUCAAUAACUGACUGCGCUCUUCUUUGAUCAUUUAACUCAGUCCUGUUGCUCUUUACGAGAUGAUCUUUUGAUUUUCCCGCCGCUGUAAAUAGACUUAUCUGAGCGUUAGGUUUAAUAGGUGAAAGGUUGGAUGGGGCGUGCUGUGAGCGUCACUAAGGUCACGCUACACAAACCGGAAAUUGAAUCUACAAAAUAAAAGGUCUAAGCGU